ACAAACACUAAGCCUACCAAAUGGAAAUGGAAAUGGAUAUGGAUAUGGACAUUGAGAGAAGGAGGGACACCCAUCUCAUGCCUUCUCAGGAUCUCACUGUUGAUUGGAGAGGAAGACCCUCCAACCCGGUCGCUCACGGCGGGAUGAGAGCCGCUGCUUUUGUUCUCGGGCUGCAAUCAUUCGAGAUAAUGGCGAUUGCUGCAGUUGGGAACAAUCUGAUAACAUAUGUGAUAAAUGAGAUGCACUUUUCACUGUCAAAAUCUGCAAACGUAGUGACAAACUUUGUUGGGACAGUGUUUCUUUUGGCACUUCUUGGCGGUUUCCUUUCUGAUUCCUAUCUUGGGAGUUUUUGGACAAUGCUUAUCUUUGGCUUUGUUGAACUUUCUGGGUUCAUAUUACUAUCAGUUCAGGCUCAUCUUCCCCAACUAAAGCCACCCCAAUGCAACAUGCUAAGUGAAGGAGAUCACUGCGUGGAAGCCAAGGGGAUAAAGGCAUUGAUAUUCUUUGUGGCACUUUACUUGGUGGCUCUUGGGAGUGGGUGUGUGAAGCCCAACAUGAUAGCUCAUGGGGCUGAUCAGUUCACUCCACAAGAUCCAAGCCAAUCCAAGAGGCUCUCAACAUACUUCAAUGCUGCUUAUUUUGCCUUCUCAAUUGGGGAGCUCAUUGCCCUCACUCUUGUUGUUUGGAUCCAAACCCAUUCUGGGAUGGACGUUGGAUUUGGAGUCUCAGCUGCUGUUAUGGCUAUGGGGUUGAUCAGCUUGGUUGGCGGUAUUUUUUACUACAGGAAUAAACCCCCUCAAGGAGCCAUUUUUAUCCCAAUUCUUCAAGUCUUUGUUGCCGCUGUUUUGAAGAGAAAGCAAGUUUGUCCUUCCAACCCUCAAAUGCUUCAUGGAAGCCAAACCAGUAAUCAUAAAGUUGCCUUAUCCUCUCAUUCUGCCAACCUUAUUCCCACUCAAAAGUUCAGGUUCUUGGACAAGGCUUGUAUCAAAAGCCAAGAUGGAACAACCAGGGAAAGCCCAUGGAGAUUGUGCACUCUCACUCAAGUAGAGCAAGUGAAGAUAUUGAUAUCAGUUGUCCCAAUAUUUGCUUGCACGAUUAUAUUCAACACAAUAUUGGCUCAGCUCCAAACAUUUUCUGUUCAACAAGGGAGUUUGAUGAAUACUCAGCUCACCAAAUCCUUCCACAUUCCUCCCGCUUCCCUUCAGUCCAUUCCUUACAUUAUGCUCAUUUUCAUUGUCCCUUUGUAUGAUACUUUCUUUGUCCCAUUUGCUAGAAAGUUCACUGGCCACACCUCUGGAAUCUCACCCUUAAAACGUAUUGGCUUUGGCCUCUUCCUCUCCACAUUUUCGAUGGUUUCAGCAGCUAUAAUGGAGAAAAAGAGAAGAGAUUCAGCUGUGAAUUCGAACCAGACGAUAUCGAUCUUCUGGAUCACACCACAGUUCCUUAUUUUUGGAUUGUCAGAGAUGUUCACAGCAGUUGGACUCAUUGAGUUCUUUUACAAGCAAUCAGUAAAAGGGAUGCAAGCAUUUUUAACAGCCAUAACAUAUUGCUCAUACUCAUUUGGGUUUUACUUGAGCUCAUUGCUAGUGUCCAUGGUGAAUAAGAUCACAUCAAGCUCCACCAACGGAGGCUGGCUCCAUGACAACAACCUAAACAAAGACAGGCUUGAUCUCUUCUACUGGUUGCUGGCUGCACUUAGCUUCCUCAACUUUCUUAACUAUCUCUUCUGGUCCAGUUGGUUCCAAGAUCCCCCAUCUCUCUCCCAAAAGCUACAACAAGAUAAUCUUCACCAUGGAGAAAACUCACAUUUACAACAACAAUUUUUCAAAGAACAAUGUUGAUGGUCAUUAUGUACCUGGAUUAAAUGAUUUUUCAGUCUACCUUUUAAAAAAAAAGACAAUUAGACAAUACAGCCUAGACCACUUGGGGAGUUGAUAGAAGGAAUAUAAGUAAUCUAUUUGAUAUAUAUGUAUUUAGGGUUUAGGGUUUGUGUGAUAUAUGUGUACUUCUGUAGAGAAGAAUCAAAAUAAUAUUAAAAGUAGAAGUCCCCUGUAAAUGCCUCGUUACCUAA
Molecule: messenger RNA, 2071 nt
Organism: Cucurbita moschata (crookneck pumpkin)
Lineage: Eukaryota; Viridiplantae; Streptophyta; Magnoliopsida; Cucurbitales; Cucurbitaceae
Product: protein NRT1/ PTR FAMILY 4.3-like
Exons: 5
Coding region: 21-1841 (606 amino acids)
Biological process (GO): transmembrane transport
Cellular component (GO): membrane
Molecular function (GO): transmembrane transporter activity
Source: RefSeq, a predicted model, not a curated record